CAAUUACCCUUUAUUUUUACGGGGGCCGUCCGCCUACACUCCAUACCGAAUCCAUCCAUCCACAGCGACUCGUCCACAUAUCGUAAUCUGUACCUCAACAACCUACCCAGAACCCUACCUCCACCAGAAAUUGCUUACCGCCUUGGUCUUCCUCGAUCACAUAACACCAACCUCACCAAGGACCACCGGCUUAUUUGCCUACCUGUCCGCCUUUGUCUCUUUUCUUUUUCUUUUUCCCCCUCCCUCUCUCGGUGCCUCUUCCGCCUCUACUCGCCGUUACACUACGUCUCUCCCUCCCUCUCUGCCCGUCCGCCUAUCCCCGAGUUGGCAUUGCUACCGUGUUCUGAACGCGACGUCGUCGGUGCCCCUUUGCUCUAUCCGUCCUCGCCGUCUACCUUCGUUAGGUAGUCUGGUAUAUCCCGCUCGCUCGGCAACCCGGCCUCCUUGCAUUUCCUACCGCUACGAUGGAGUUGGAUCCCAAGUACGACCACUAUGACUACCCUACCGUCGCCCCUGAUCCGAAGCCUGGCCAUCCGGGCAACUUGACCGAGGCUCAGCAGGCCCAGGUGCACCAGCUGCGCAUGCUGCUCGAGAGCGAAGGAUACACCAAGCGUCUGGAUACACUAACGUUGCUACGGUUUCUGCGAGCCCGAAAAUUCGAUGUAAACCUGGCCAAGAAAAUGUUCGUCGACACUGAAAAGUGGCGAAAGACUAUCCUCUACGCCGGCCAGCCCCUGAAGAUCAACGGCGAGAUCGUCGUGCUCGACGAAGAAGUGGGCGAGUGGGACAAGGAUGGGUCUUUCAAGAGAAAGGUCUCCAAGUACUACCCCCAGUUUUACCACAAGACAGACAAGGAUGGCCGACCGGUCUACAUCGAACAGCUCGGCAAGAUCGACAUCGUCGCCAUGAAGAACGAGGGUAUCGAGUACGAGCACAUGUUGACCAACCUCGCUGUCGAGUACGAGAAGAUGGCCGACCCCCGGCUGCCUGCUUGCUCACGCAAGGCUGGCCACCUGCUCGAGACGUCCUGCACCAUCAUGGAUUUCAACGGCGUCGGCUUCGGCAACGCCCGUCAGGUCUUUGGCUAUAUCCAGGAGGCCUCCGGCAUGAGCCAGAACUACUACCCUGAGCGCCUCGGCCGCAUGUACCUCAUCAACACCAACUGGCUCUUCACCGGUGUCUGGCGCAUGGUCCGCCCCCUGCUCGACCCUGUCACCGUCGAGAAGAUCAACGUCCUCGGGUCCAACUACCAAAAAGAACUGCUCGCUCAGAUCCCCGCCGAGAACCUGCCGAAGGAGUUUGGCGGUACCUGCGAGUGCGAGGGCGGCUGCGGGCUUAGCAACGCCGGCCCCUGGUGCGAUCCUCAGUAUGCCCGGCCUGCCUGGUGGGAGGAGGGCGGGGAAGCGAUCAAGAAUGAGGCCACGGAGAUCGGAUCUGGUCCGGGUGCUGCUUAGAUACAAUUAGGGUAAAAAUGGAAAAGGGCAGGGGGCUUCAUUCCGGAGAGACGAAGCGGGGCGUAUUUAGUCGGGAGUGUGAGUUUUUUCCAGAUAGAACGGCUUUGUAGCAUCCCGGAUAGGGUGAGGGAGGGAGGCUACAGACAUCACCACGCUCGCGUGCUCUUAAUUUCGGACAGCGAUUUUUCGCCCCGUUCGACGCCAGGGCGCGUCCCCGUUUAUAUACGCACAUAUAUACAACCUUGGCCUUCCACAUCACUUCUUUUUCUUCCUCCACUGCAAACCCCAGUGUGUAAGUCGCCUUACGCCGGCGACGGACACUAACAAGCUGCCGAGACGCAAUAACCAUUCAGUGUCUAUAGAGAAUACAUCGCUGUCGUCGAAAUCGAGGCUUCUAUCGUAGGUAUGGCGGUAAUUAUAAUGGAUGGGAAGGAUAAAUACGACCGAAGUCCCCGAGGCAGCAGGCGGAGGACGAACUAGGGGAUACUGAGUGGCUCGGCUGUCGAGACGAAACGAGGACUGCGUCUGCGA
Molecule: messenger RNA, 1985 nt
Organism: Durotheca rogersii
Lineage: Eukaryota; Fungi; Ascomycota; Sordariomycetes; Xylariales; Xylariaceae
Product: CRAL-TRIO domain-containing protein
Exons: 4
Coding region: 465-1454 (329 amino acids)
Source: RefSeq, a predicted model, not a curated record